CUCCCAGCUGACCUCAUUUACUGCUGAGUUGUGCGGUUGCAGCAGUUGUGGAUUAGAAACAUAAUUUGCUUUUGUUUUCCGAAAACAUCUGUCUGCAAGAAAAAUGUGCGGAAGAGCUUCAAGUUGCUGACGGAAGAUUUAAGCUUUCUUGCAGGGAAAUGCUGUUUACUUGAACGAAAGUUUGCAUCAAAUAUGUGCUCUAGGCAUCCACACAUAGGAUUGUGUUUGUUGUGAGAGCCUCUUAUACAAGGCUUACACAACAAUAGACUUACAAUGGAGGAUUUUACAACCAGAACAUAUGGAACCAGUGGAUUGGACAGUAGACCUUUAUUUGGAGAAACCUCUGCUAGGGAUCGAAUAAUCAACUUAGUUGUUGGUGGCCUCACUUCUUUGUUAGUUCUAGUAACAAUUAUUAGUGCUUUUGUCUUCCCUAAUUUACCUCCGAAACCUGUGAAUGCUUUCUUCGCUGUUUGUAUCAUUAUGAGUUGCAUCUCAGUUGUUAUACUUAUUGUUUGGUAUCGUCAAGGAGACCUGGAACCUAAAUUCCGAAAUCUAAUUUACUAUAUUUUAUUUUCGAUUGUCCUGCUGUGUAUAUGUGCCAAUUUAUACUUCCAUGAUGUGGGGAAAUAACUGACAGCACUAUGUCUUAUAGCUAAUGCACUGAAGAAAUAAACACAAGGACCUGAAGGCGGUCAACAGGAACAAACCUUAUACAAGCAAAGAAGGAUAUAGAAGAAUAGUUUCAUGACAUCAAAAAUGAUUGGACAUUUAAUUUAAUUUGAUGUGGAAUAGGAUGACCUUUUUAAAAUUGUGUCUAUAACCGUUAAAUUAUAGUAAAUUUGAAAGGGUUAAUUUAUAAAAGUGGUAACACAUGCUUUAAUUGCUUGUUAAAAAGGGCUUAUUUGUCAUAGGUAUUGUUUUUCAAGCAUGUAGCAGAGCUGUAACACGGUUUUGGGUAGCAGCAAGCAUGUGAUCCAAACAAUUAAAACUUGGACACUCGCUUUGAAAUGAUACACAUGCUUUAUAUAUUUGCAAACCAGCAAAGAUACCUCUGCUUUUGGUCGUAACCAUGCUAUACUGUAUUAUUUCAGAUUUUUAAUUGCACUGUGAUUCUGCAUUAAUAUUACGCCAACGCUAUUCCGCUUGCAUCAGAAAUAUUCUUUUGUGAUAUACAUGUAAACAAGAAGAUAUGUUCAAACUUUAACGGAAGGCAUGAACCACAAAAAAAAAGCACAACGUGUACAUUCCAAACUUGCCAAUGUUUUUAAGAAUGCAUUCUUUUUUGCAUUUUUGGAAAUUAAACCUUACAUUCCUUUUAUUAUAAAUUUGAUAAAUAUGCUUUGAAAAUAUGA
Messenger RNA from Polyodon spathula (Mississippi paddlefish), 1352 nucleotides. Its product is annotated as transmembrane protein 243-like. Bases 274 to 630 code for a protein of 118 amino acids. The record is from RefSeq and is a predicted model, not a curated record. Lineage: Eukaryota; Metazoa; Chordata; Actinopteri; Acipenseriformes; Polyodontidae. The transcript has 5 exons.